Molecule: messenger RNA, 1560 nt
Organism: Kwoniella shivajii
Lineage: Eukaryota; Fungi; Basidiomycota; Tremellomycetes; Tremellales; Cryptococcaceae
Exons: 13
Coding region: 1-1560 (519 amino acids)
Biological process (GO): L-cysteine transport; transmembrane transport
Cellular component (GO): membrane
Molecular function (GO): L-cysteine transmembrane transporter activity
Source: RefSeq, a predicted model, not a curated record
AUGGCUAUCACUACCGUGUCAAAGAAGGACGAUACUCUCCAUCUAGAAGAAGCUCGGAAUGACUUCUCAGAUAUUGAUGCCAUCAAAGCGGACAGAGAUCGAUACGUGGUAGCAGACGAUGAAGCUAGAAAUUAUGUCAAUCCCGACCUCAUUAUCUCGGACGAAGAAAGUAAAAGGAUGAGAAGACGUAUUCACAAAAGGGUUCUCCCUCUUAUGUGUUUGGCUUAUAUUACUCAGGCUAUGGACAAGGGUACUCUUGGACCAGCCUCAAUUAUGGGUUGGCAAAAAGACGUAGGCGCAGUAGGCAACCAAUACGCGCUGACUUCGACAUUACUAUGGUGCGGUAUCAUCGUUGGUGAACCAAUCGCAAACCAACUUGUCCGACGAUUCCCUCUGGGUAAACUGUUAGGGUCUGCAAUGAUUGUCUGGUCCGGACUACUCAUGGGUCUUACCUUUUCGUUAUCGAUUCCGCCCGUAUUCGCUAUUCGAUUCUUGCUUGGAUUCUUCGAAAGUCUGUUCGGUCCAGUUCUCCUUUCGAUCACUGUCCAGUGGUACUUGAAGGAGGAACAACCUUUCGUCAGUUCAGUUUGGCAAAGUAUGCUGGGAGCGAGUCAAGCUAUUAUGUCCCUGUUUGGAUACGCAUUCUACCAUCUUUCGAAGAGCGCCGGAUUGCAUGGAUGGCAGUGGAUGACUUUGACUGUAUCCCUCUUUUCAUUCUGUUCAGCUGUGACUACAUUCCUUUUCCUACCUGAUUCUCCAACCAGAGCACGAUGGUUAACCGAAGAUGAAAAAUCAAAAUACGUCGAGAGGAUCAGAUCUAAUAAUCAAGGUAUUAAACAUCUGGAAUUCAAGCAUUCUCAAAUCUGGGAAGCCAUUGGUGAUCCUUACACAUACCUUUUAUUCUUAUUGGCACUAUUCAAUACUCUUGUUGUAGGAGGGAUAAAUACCUUCAACGCAAUUCUCAUUAAUCAAGCUUUCGGGUUUAGUGUUUUGGACAGUCAACUGCUUUCCAUCCCAUUGGGAGCAAUGGUAGUCGUCACUUACUUCUUACAAGCCUAUUUGGUUACGAAAACCCGUCAAACCCUUCUGGUAAUGAUGGCAACCGUCGUACCCAACAUUAUAGGCACGAUUAUGCUCAUAUGUAUCGCACCCGGACCGAAGACUAGAGGUGUCCUGAUUUUCGGAUUCUACUUGAUGCAGUUUUUCCAAUCUACGAACCCUUCCAUCUUUUUGAUGUUAUCUAGGAACUCCGCUGGUCAAACAAAGAAGUCAUUUACCUAUGCGGUAACCUACAUCGGUUGGGCUGGAGGUAAUGCCAUCGCCAGUCAGAUUUUCCAAGCAAAAUGGGCACCCAGAUACAAACCCUCCCUGUAUAUCCAUUUGGGGUUAUACGGAGGAUUUAUAAUUACUUGUAUCGUAACUCGGCUCUUGCUAGUCAGAAGAAAUAAGAAGAAAAUCGCUGCUCAGACAACGGCAGAUGGAACAGUCAUCAACCUCAAUGAGAGAGCUUUUGAGGAUCUCACCGAUAUCGAAAACCCCGAUUUUAGAUAUUCUAUCUAA